AUGGCUUCAACAGGGCGAAUUACUCGGACGUCGACCCGCAAUGAGGCUCAAAGCCGAGGCAGACGGGCCAACGGCAAUGCCAUUAUCGAGAACGCUCUAGCACACCUCACGGAUGAAGAACUGGAGAGGGAUGUCCAGUCCUUUGUCGACAAUCACUUGCCAUCUGUCCGCUAUGAGGAUCUCAUUCGUGCCGCUCGAGUUGCAAAGGACAUUCGUCUGUAUGAUGAAGUUGCGAGGCAGAAAGGCUACAACUUCGAGUCGACUCUGCCGGUGCAGCUGACGGCAGAGGAGAAACAUGCUCUGCGACGAGAGAGAGAUGUUCCUUUCAGUGAAAAGGGCAUGCGGAUCGUCAUUCUCACAGUUUCCAUUGCGGCCUUGUUGCAGGGCUUUGUCCAGUCCUCCUUCAAUGGCGCUUCGCUGUACAGAGAAGAAUGGGGGCUUCGUCGAGAUCUCGGACCCGACAGCACGAGUGCCGACAACUGGAAGCUCGGGGCUGCCAACGCAGCGCCCUUUUUCUUUGCCGCGCUGAUCGGAUGCCCUCUUGCGCUGCCAAUCAAUUACUGGUUUGGCCGACGGGGAGGCAUCUGUGUUGCUGCGCUCCUGAUAUUCGCAAGUUCUCUAGGUGCGGCAUAUGCAAGGACUUGGUACCAUUUACUCGGGAUACGGACCAUCAACGGCGUCGGGAUGGGCAUCAAGGCCGUCAGCACGCCGAUUCUUGCCGGAGAGACUGCUGUUGGAUUCUGGCGAGGCUCUGCCAUCCUGGCCUGGCAGUUGUGGGUCGCAUUCGGCAUCAUGCUUGGCUUUGCCUUCAACCUCGUCUUCACAAAAGCGCAGUCGAGCGUGACGACACUCUCACUGAUCAACGCAGCACCCAUGGUCCCGAGCUUCUUCCUCUUUAUGAUCACACUGUUCCUUUGCCCAGAGUCGCCGCGAUAUCAUCUUACCAGAGGCCCAAAUUACAAUGUCCAAAAGGCAUUCAUCAGCAUGCAGAAGCUUCGAAAUACCGAGCUGCAAGCGCUGCGAGACAUGUAUCUCAUCUAUAAGUCGCUCGAACAGGAAUCCAUGGCUCUGGGUAACCUGGACGCCCAUGCGUUUCGGUCACCAGGGUUUGUGUGGGUUAUUCGGGACUUUUUCAGACAAUACGCACAGCUGUUCCAGCAGAGGCGUCUGUAUAACGCUGUCAUCUCGACUUCGACCGUCAACUUGGCCCAGCAACUCUGCGGAAUUAACGUUCUUGCAUUCUAUUCGGGAUAUCUGUUCAAUGGCGCCGGCAGCGAUGCGAGCUCCAAGCUCAUUCCAAUGGCAUACAGUCUUGGCUUCGGGGCCAUCAACUUUCUGUGCGCGCUACCGGCUGUGAGGAGCAUCGACACGCUGGGUCGGCGGAAAUGGCUGCUGGCAACGCUGCCUUUCAUGGCGCUCUUCAUGUUUGGUGCCGCUCUGGCCUUUACGAUUGAGCCUCGGAACAUCAGAGUCGGAGUUGCUGCCUUCUUCCUGUUCGUUUUUGCCGCCGUGUACUCGCCAGGCCUGGGGCCGAUUCCCUUUACUCUUGCGUCAGAAAGCUUUCCCCUAUCUCACAGAGAAGCGGGCACUGCGUGGGCUAUUUCAAUCAAUCUGGGCUUUGCCGGCCUACUGUCCAUCGUCUUCCCGAGCAUAAACGCAGGCCUCACAGAAACCGGCGCCUUGGGCCUCUUCUCCGGCCUCAACGUCGUCGCUCUGGUCAUGGUUUUCUUGCUCGUAGAGGAGACAAAGCGCCGGAGUCUCGAAGAGCUGGACCACAUCUUUGCCGUAUCCAAGAGAAAGUUUAUGCGCUUCCAGCUGUUCGAGUACCUUCCGUGGCUGGUCCGAUACUACAUCUUUGGAAGCCCCAAGCCUCGUCCGGAGCUGUACGAGGAUCUGAUCUGGGGUCCAUCAGAAGGCGAAGACCUUGCGCCGUUCCGAGCUGUUGAUUUGGUUGGAUACUAUAGCGAGCCGUCGGUUCCAGAGCCGGUGGAGUUGGCACACAUCGCAACCGAUCACGGCGAUGAUUCGGAGAUGCAGGCAACGAACAAUGACGGGCCGGUGAGUAUCCGUUAUUGA
This is a messenger RNA of Trichoderma citrinoviride, 2076 nucleotides long. RefSeq names its product MFS general substrate transporter. The record is from RefSeq and is a predicted model, not a curated record. Gene Ontology annotation, cellular component: membrane. The transcript has 13 exons. Bases 1 to 2076 code for a protein of 691 amino acids. NCBI's taxonomy places the organism in Eukaryota, Fungi, Ascomycota, Sordariomycetes, Hypocreales, Hypocreaceae. Gene Ontology annotation, biological process: transmembrane transport. Gene Ontology annotation, molecular function: myo-inositol:proton symporter activity.